Messenger RNA from Harpegnathos saltator (Jerdon's jumping ant), 6337 nucleotides. It is a transcript of the gene chico, whose product is annotated as insulin receptor substrate 1 chico. Gene Ontology annotation, molecular function: insulin receptor binding; phosphatidylinositol 3-kinase binding. Lineage: Eukaryota; Metazoa; Arthropoda; Insecta; Hymenoptera; Formicidae. The transcript is spliced from 11 exons. Gene Ontology annotation, cellular component: plasma membrane; cytosol. The coding region runs from base 2222 to 5806 and encodes 1194 amino acids. Gene Ontology annotation, biological process: insulin receptor signaling pathway. The record is from RefSeq and is a predicted model, not a curated record.
CUCCCUCCCUCGCUCCUCUUUCCGCCUGUGCGAUCAACAGGAAGCGGAAAAAGAGCGACGGAGAAGAACCGGAAGCGGGAGUAGGAGUUGGAGCAGCAGCAGCAGCAGCGGCGGCGGCGGCGGCGAGGAAACAGGAGGAGUGGAAGUCAUUGGCGACGGAAGGAGCGGAGAGGGAAGGGACGAGGUGGAACCGCGCGCGCGGCGCGCGCUAUCCUCGCAUCGACCUGGAAUGCCGACCGUCGCGAUUGUUUUGACGUCGCCCGCCCCGUCGGCGGCUAUUGCGCAUGAAAAAAAUCGCGCGUUGCCCUUGGCAGUAGCCUAUUUACCAAGAAGAGCGCGGGACGGCCUACGACUACGCCGAUAAGGGGGCGAAUUUCGGCCAAGCAGCCGUCCACCUGCGAGUAGCAGCAACAGCAACAACAACAACGGCAGCUCACCGCCGUCCGCCACGCGUCUCCUCGACACAUCGUAACACGUUUUCCACGAAAGUCCGGACGGGACGGGACAAGACGCGCGCGCGUUCGCUCGCUCGCGACCGAAGAGCAGAGGGAGAGAGAGAGAGAUAGAGAGAACACGCCUUGCCGUGAACCUUCCCCCGCCUGCCUGCUUACCGCCGCCGCCGCCGUCGUCGUCGUCGUCGUCGUCGUCGUCGUCGUCGUCGUCGUCGUCGUCCCUCUCACUCCCUCCCGCCCUCCCGCCGUUCGCGCGCUAGUCCGCUCGCGUGUGUGUUGCGCUCUCCGUCUGUUUGCUUGGCCGUCCAUCCGUUCGCGUUUGUCCGUCUGCCCGUCUCUGUCGCUCUAUGUGUGCGUGUGCACUCGUUCGCUCGCGCAUACCGGUGUGUAUACACGUCAACCGUCGUGGACCACGCAGUAAAUCGUGUUAUUCGGAGCGAUAAACAGGUGCACCGCACCACACGGUGCCGCUCAUCGAAUCGUUCGUUUCUUCGCACGCACGGGCGACCGCACUUCGUGGUAGCCGCUCCUGCACCUCUCGACGACUGUCAUCGUCAUUGGAAAUCGUACGGAUUAUUCGCGCGCGCGCGACGUACCUCGUCCGAGCCGUUGGAGCCUCGGGGAAGUAUUGUUGCGUGCGAACGUUCCGCGAACGGUUUCCUCGGCGAUAUGUACCGAGAUCGGUGGCGGGCGAAAUUAGACGAAACCGCGUGACAGGUGGAUUCGAGGCGUGCCGAGACAUCGAGGGAAAGAGACGACGGAUAAGGGAGAGACACAGAGAGAGAGAGAGAGAGAGCGCGCGAGGCGGCCAGAGGGAGGGAGCGAAACGAGAGUGAGAGAGUGCCGUCGCGACAUCUCGGAGACGUCGGGCGCGUUCGGCGUGAUCGCGGGAUCUCCUCCGACUGGUUUCGACGCCGUGGACGAAGAGAGAAGCGGGAGUGACCGAGAGUGUGUUGUGCUGUCGUAGCGGUAGUAUACACGUCGUCGACGUCUACCUCUACCUCCGUGGCAUCGUCAUCGUCAUCCUCGUAUUUGUCGUCUUUGUCGUUGCUGUCUCGUGGUCGCGGCGCGGUGACGCGACCUCGGUCGUGGCGGUAGCUGCUGCUGCGUGUUAUUGUUGUCGUUCCUUCCUAACCUACCUACAACGAGAGGUGGACGGCCGCGUGUCGCGCACAACCGCCGACUGCACGCCGAAGAAGGGAAGGAAGAGGCGGCGCAGCACGCCCUCGACGGAUCGCCGAUCGAGUGUGCCGCGAUCGUUAUCGUCGGCGAGCAGCGGUGAACGUGAGAAAGAGAGAAGAUAGCUGGAAGGAGAGGGAAGGACAGACGGAUCCUAUUCGAACGAGCCCGAGAGCGCGCGGGGAAUCCCGUCGCUUCCGACGUGAUGAAUUUCCGCGCUGCUGUUGUGCGUCGCGCGGUCACUCGUUGAGGACAACGACGCACGUGUGACGACGACGAAGGCUACGUGUGCUUCUUGCGAGUGAGAGAGGGGGAUAGAGAGAGAGAGAGAGAGAGAGAGAGAGAGAGAGGGAAGGAGAAGAGGGAGAGAAAAAGGACGACAGUUUCUUCGUAUCCGUUCGCAUGCACGAGGAGAAAGAACGUGGAGGAGGAAGACGGUGGGCUGUAAGGGCAGAGGUAUCAUGUGAGUGAUACCAGCACGAGAAACCCGAGCACCACGUCGUGUACGCGCGCUGCCCCCGAGGAGCAGAGUCUUGGACCGGUGAGAAGCGCUGUAGCUGGCCACCACGCCGCUCUUCGUCGUGCUGACGAUGGCAUCGUCGAGCAGGGGCCCGGCGUCGCCCUUGGGCGGGCCCAUCAUCCGCUGCGGCCACCUGAAGAAGAUGAAGACGCUGAAGAAGAAGUACUUCGUGUUGCGCGGCGAGGCGCCCGGCUGCCUCGCCUGCCUCGAGUACUACGACAGCAAGAAGAAGUUCGAGAACCGGCACCCGCCUAAGCGCAGUAUCCUGCUGCACAGCUGCUUCAACAUCAACAAGCGCGGCGACACCAAGCACAAGCAUGUGAUCGCGCUCUACACGAAGGACGAGUGCUUCUGCCUGAUCCUCGACAACGAGAAGGAGCUGGACGAGUGGCUGCAGGCCAUGCUGAGGCUGCAGAGCGGCGACGUGCCCGACGGGGAACAACCGCGGCCUACAUUUGAACACGUAUGGCAAGUCACAAUGCAAAGGAAAGGUCUAGGGGCGCGAAAGAACAUCCAGGGACCCUACAGAUUAUGCCUCACCGAUCAAACUUUAAGUUUAGUGAAGAUUGGGGAACAGGAUAACUCGGACUCUAUCGAGAUCUUCCUGCAUUUCGUUAGACGUUGUGGAUUCGCGAACGACAUAUUCUACAUUGAAGUCGGUCGAUCCGCCGUGACUGGGGAUGGUGAGUUCUGGAUGGCGGUCGAAGACAACAAUAUCGCGCUCAAUAUGUAUGACGUGAUAACGACCGCGAUGAGAAAUUCGAAGAGCAACAAGGAUGAGGUGGGCCCUCGUCAAAGGAUGCGUAGUUCCUCGGCUAAUGAAGCCAGCAGGCCGAUAUCCGUUCUUCAACGACGGCAUACGGGCCAAAGGCUUCAUGGCUUUUCGCCUCUGGAGGAACAGAAGACACACAAGGAGCAAGUGGAACCGUUGCAGGAGCAGAUUGCUACUUCCUGUGCUCCUACACAGUGUAGUCAAUCUCGGAGUACCACCUCCACCAAUACAGUCACGGGUACGACUGGGCGCGAUCGGUGUGACAGUUUGCCGUCGAGGGCUCGCACCACCAGCGAGGGUCAGCCGACCGCGGUAGUGUUGAGCCAUCCCAGAGGAACCCAUAUCAUGUCCCACGUGCCACGACCGCACUCCAUGUGCGGGCGCGGCCUUUCGUACUCGCCGCCGAUCGCGUCGAUGCCCAUCAGCCCGGCAUCCGACGUGUGUUCGUCGGACUCGGCCGGCUCGUCACCUUCGAUGGACGAUUGCGGCGAGAACAUGUCCGAAGAAGGCACCGUUUCGCGAUACGGGCACUCCUUGACGCCGGACGAGCAGCCGGUGAUCUUGGACAAGAAGGGUGAGGAUUACGCUCCCUGGUCUACGUCGCAUCCGCACCUCAAAUACUCGCCAAACUUCAAGUCUCAUUCGCCCUCUCAGAGUUCCUACGGUGAAAUGUACAGUCCCUGCGGCUCGAGUCCAGGCCGCGGUGGCGCGUACAUACCCAUGAGCCCCGCGACGACGGUGCACUCGCAUUCCCGCGCGUCGUCCCUCGUGGAGGAGAGCAACGCGUUGCCGGACGGUUACGUGCCGAUGGCGCCGGUGGGAGACGACGGCUACGUUGACAUGGACCCUGUAAAUAGUCACAACGGUCACUUCCCGGACGACAUGUCGCAGCACGAUGGCAGCAGCUGUUCCGUCACCUCCGGCACGCCCAGCACCGACCUGCGCUUCUCCGAGUACCAUUUGGACAAGGUGACCAGCUUCUUAGCUCCCGGUGAGGAUCUACAAGCCAGACCGACCAGAGCUUACUCGGUCGGAUCUAGACCGGAGCCUGCGAACAGGCAUCGUAAAAAUAGGUUGGACAUCACCCCGCAAGAUUCCAGUAGAGUGCGAGCGUUUUCCGUAGGCAGCCGGUCCAAGAGGCCCGAGAUUGGAAGGCUGGCCAAUGUGGUCACCGCCCCGUUACCAGCCGGCUCCGACGGCUCGAAUUCGAACAAGUCGAGCUCGGCGCCGUUACUGUCGAGCUCGUGGGGUCACAAUUCUGGUUGCUCCGGUGCGUCCGAUCGUAUGGAGGAUCUCAUGGAGUUGGACUUUACGAAGCCCAAUGUUCCUACCGCUCUCUCCUCGCCACCGUCAUCUUAUCCUCAGCCUCAGUCGCAGCCGCAAUCGUACUCUACUGCCACUACCGACACUAGUUCCUAUGUUGACAUGUCGCCAGGACAACCCCCCGUAUCGACCACUGCCCCAUACGUCGAUAUGAGUGGCAUGAAUAAGAUCAAUCGCAAUAACAAUAACAAUACAAUCACUGCCAACCACAAUCAUAGCCACAUGCAUAUAUCAUCGUUAGCUUUCGUCCAUAAACCUGUAAUUACGACUUUAAAGCCGGUAGAGGAAGCGGAGGGACCUUACAUGAGGAUGGACGGUACCGCGGAGGAUUGGUCGCAUUCGGAAGUGAGCCCGAAGCAGGUGUCGUCACCUAUGCAGGAGGACAUCUAUCAGACGAAUGGACCACCAGGUAGUACAAGAACGGCACCGGUAGAUUUGCCGCAACCGAGGCGUCCACCGGAGGGCUACGUCGAGAUGUCGUUCAAGGCACGUCCAAGUCUGGACCAGGACUACAUGAACAUGAGCAUAGGCGCGAACAACCGGAACAACCGCAAGACAACGCGGAUGGGCAGUCGCAAGGAAAAGUCGUCGCGGUCGCAACCUAUCGCGAUCCAGGCGGGUAGUAAGCCGUCAAAGACCCCAAGCUUUUUGCCACUGAACGGCAGCCCAACGUCCGAGAGCCUGGCAAGCACACCUGCCUCGCCACCGCGAGCGACACCCACGGGCUCUUCCGCCACGAUCUUCCCCUUUUCAUUGAACAGUCCACAGUCGCCGGUGAAGCCGUUCACGGAACAGAAGAAGAACGAGGACUUCUCCGCGACGACGGACGACGUCUCGUCGAACAACGAUUACGCGAUAAUGGAACCCGUGAAGAAGCUCGUCUGUAUGCCGUGUCCCGUGACGUCGAUGACGACGGACACUACGCACGAGCUCACGUCGCGCACAAAUCACGAGAAACCACCUAGUAGUCCCAUAGGCAAGAUCGUCGCACGGAUUAUAACGAACUCGCAGCUGCCGCAGGAACAUCAGCAUCACGCGAUAGGCCCAUUGACGAAGAGACUCUCGGAUCUGACAGUGCCGAAACCGCGUCUCGUCACGGCCUCGCCGAACACCAGCCCCACUUUGACGGGUUUCAAACCGUCGUCCAUUGUGCAGAAUCAGCCGGUGCUGCUGCUGAAGGCACCUUCGCCCAAGUUCAUCGACGAGACGCCCACGCCCACGCCGACACCCACGCCCACACCGAGUCCAUUGAACAGCGAAGGCUACGACAAGCUGCAACCGGGCGCGACGAUUCUGCACUACGCUAGUCUCGAUCUACCGGAGACGCUCAUCGGCGCAACGGCGACGACGACGACUAUGACGACGACGACUACGACGACGACAACGCGAUAUGGGCUGACGCCUCUUGUGUUCCCUACGAUAGCAACGAGUAGGCACAGGGUAUAUAAUAUCGAUCGUUCUGACAUUGGCUCGGCUGGUCUAAACGAGAAUAGGACGCCGGGUAGGAAUAUAUUGUGUAUAUAUUAUAUAAAAAUUCGUUUCUUCGCUCCACAAGUCUGACGGCACUCGCCACUUGCCGUUCGCCGAUCUUCCUAGCGUGACGGUCUUGGCGGUCUAUUUUAAAUCGUUUGAGGAAGAGAAGGUGGGAGAAAAGAAAAGAACAAGCGUCGUUAGUACCUAUAGUUCUGGUUGUACUGCAUUAAUAUUGUAUUUUAUCGGAAUGAUGUGAAAUUCUUUUUAGCGUAGACGCGAAAUAUGUAUAUUUAUUUCCGCGGCUAAUUCCGUGGGUAGCCCGCAAAAUCUGUUUGUAUGUGCGUGUGCGUGUGUGUGUGUGUGUGUGUGUGUGUGUGUGUACACCGCUUUUAUAACGUUGAAACGGCCGAUAUAAAAGAGAGAGAAAAGAAGAAAAAGAAGAUGAAUUCAGCAGGUCACUGAAUCGCGAGAGGGAAGAUGUUAUAUUUUAUUCAGUUAAAUAAUAUAAACGUCUUAAAUUCUAGUUUCUGUUAGCAGAUUCGCUCGUUGUCUCGUAAAAUUUAUCCUAUUUUGUAUUAUAUAUUUUAGAUGCUGACAAGCCAAAAAGAAAAUAAAAAA